UUGCGUCAAAAUUGCCAGCGCGCCGAUUCAAUCAGCUCCGUCGAAGGGUAGGUGAUAUCGCAGACACCACGUCCCUGAUAAGUAUUAUGAUGACUGACGCCGACACGAGAGAAACGUUAGGUAGAACAGAUCUGACAAUGGAUAGCGACGACGGAAAUGUGCAACCCAAUGAAGACUUCAUGAUGCCAGUCACAGUGGACAGACAAGAAGAAUCAGAACCGGUUGAAACGUUAGAUGCAAUCGAGGAGCUGGUGAUUGAAUCGACAAUGGCAAGCCAGCAAGACGACAUGGCGCUAGUCGCAGAGUCGAUAGAAGCUGAUGUUGUGGAUCCUGCCGAAUCUUCUGCCGACACUGCCGCUCCCGAUGCUGCAGUGAAGAAGUGCGCUGUGUGCGCAAGCAUACGUGGCGGCUUCGACACAGCGCUAUGGACUGACGUGGGCAGGUUCACUACGAAGGAGAUGCGCGCUGCAUUCGGCGUGGCACCGUCGGAGGGAGUACUGUGCAAGACGUGUCGGGUGGCGAUAUUCUUCAUGCGACAGAAUCCCAACUGCGUGAGCAAUUUCCAUCAUUAUGUGAACAAGCGAAUGAACGAUUGCGAGCAGACCUAUUCUGAAUCGUCAGCCAAGGAUAUGGACAAAGUACGUAUGCAGGAGGACAAGAAGAAACUGCUACGCAAAGAAUACAAGAGACGGAUACGCCUCAUUCACAAGAUGAAGGCUGCCGAAUCGUCCCGAGAGAGCCUGGAUGGCAAACUGCUGGACAGCGAACAGGCACCGGCAACCAGUGCGGAUGUGACUCAAAGUGAAAGUGUUGUCGACCGGCUGCGUGACGUCAUCGAGUGUGAGCUAUGCGGCUACCGUGGCGAGCGCAGGUACUUCUUGAAAUCCGGCCGCUUCUGCUCGAAAUACUGCACGAGAUCGUUCAGCUCGGCGUUUCGUCUGGCAAAACUCGCUCUCAACCGAUCAGUCUCGGCCAAUUCGGGAGCGGCAAAAGCAACGUUAAAAAAGUCCAAGAAGAUCAAGAGCAAAAAGCCUACGAAAGUGGCUGUGCCGAAACGGCCGAUGCGAACCGCAGCAGGUACGACGCUGAGAGCAAUUGGCGGAAGUGACUUCCUCCGAUCAGCAAUGUCAUCAGCGCCGCUCCUGAAGACUGAGAAAAGAGGCUUGGAGAAGAAGAAGCGCAAGAUGGAGGACCUGGCGCAUGCCCUACCAGCACCGCAGACCGCGGUCGCCAGGAGCCUUGCACCAACGCAAGUGGCAGCGCCGAGGCAGAGGCGUCCCAAAUGGGAGCCGCACUUUGAUCGCCACACCCAUGACCUAUACUUGAGUGACAAGUGCAAGACACCAUUGGUCCUAGCUUGUGUGGGCCUGUUGCCAAGACGAAGGGGUACGGACGGAAGCCUCUUGUCAAGCAAGCCGUUUAGAACUCCCGAGCACUUGCGGGACAAACCACCGGCAUGUUGGACGUGUGAUGAUGUGUUUGACUUCAUAACGGAGCAGGACAAAGGGCUGGCUAGUGCUGCUGAGGUGCUGCUCGGUCACGAAAUUGACGGCGAGGCGUUCUCACUGAUCACUAUGGAGGAGCUGGUGAGGACGCUGUUCCUGAAAGUCGGACCGGCGCUCAAGCUGGAGGCCAUGGGCAAAUCUCUCACGCUGGCUUCGAUGCAGUGAGCGUGCAUGCUCCAUGCCAUUGAACACGGUGACGUGUGCUGCAUAGACCCAGUGCCACUGAGCGCAGUUUUGUGUGCUGUGUGGAACCAGUGCCGCUGAACACAGUUGCGUGUGCUGUGUGGAACCAGUGCCGCUGUACACAGUUACGUGUGCUGUAUGCACCCAGUGCCACUGAACACAUUAACGUGUGCUGCGUGGACCUAGCACCUAGUUACCCUCCACUGGAUAGCACUGGUGAACUAAACUGACUAAACGGAAAUGAAUAUCACCCCCCCCCCCCCCCUGCCUCCCCUCCCCUUAUUUUCUUUUGCUCCCCCCCCACCCCCGCCUAGACACAAAUACACACACAUUCCCUCCAUCCCCACCCCUCUCUUGCUCCCUCCGUAGAAAUGAUAAUAGUAGUAUGAUAUCUAUACUGGGUACAAAUAAUGCGAUGCUGUGCAGUCAUAGACACAAACGCCAUCCAAAGAAAGUUUCUCGAUCGACGCAUUUUUGUUGCGAAUGGCCAAUGUCAUAUCUGGUUAAGAUUUUGGUAGUCUUGUACAGUCAUGUAUGUCCACAGGUAGCACUCUUCAUCUGGUCACGUGCACUUGCCAAAAAAUGAAAAAUAAUCGUCGCUCGUAAGCGUACUAAUCGUAGUAGAUCUGCCCUGUGUACUCUGAGAUGCACCAGAGUAGAUCUACAGUAUUACUUGUUACGGUCUAUCUAUACUCCUCAUACAGAUUAUGGAUGGACGCAUUA
Molecule: messenger RNA, 2411 nt
Organism: Sycon ciliatum
Lineage: Eukaryota; Metazoa; Porifera; Calcarea; Leucosolenida; Sycettidae
Exons: 7
Coding region: 87-1670 (527 amino acids)
Source: RefSeq, a predicted model, not a curated record